CAAUCCUCUCAAGCACAGCAAGUCAAUUCAGGUCUGGCGUCAAAAACAUUCGAUCUUGAUCGAUACUGCCCGCAUGCUAACGCAGAUUCCUCAAUUUUACGUGCAGACAUGACACUUCGAUGUGGUGUGCACUACUGGGGUUUCGAUCUAGUCAAGAACGGACAGUGUAUCGCGCACCCUGACGAAACUCUAAAUGCCUGUCCUGUCUCUGACUUGGAGUGGUAGGCAUUUUUAUAUAUUUAUUAAUAAACGACUAUAUUUUACAAAAGGUCCUGCUAGAAGGGCCAACUAUGCUACAACAUAACUCUAAUACCGACGUGGGCGUGAAUAGCGAUCGCGGAUAUCCCUUGGAGGAUAUUCGUCAUGCCUCAGGCCUCCACCGCUUCCGUUAUUACUAUACGCUCGACCAUGA
Molecule: messenger RNA, 412 nt
Organism: Lobosporangium transversale
Lineage: Eukaryota; Fungi; Mortierellomycota; Mortierellomycetes; Mortierellales; Mortierellaceae
Exons: 3
Molecular function (GO): 2 iron, 2 sulfur cluster binding
Source: RefSeq, a predicted model, not a curated record